Molecule: messenger RNA, 3152 nt
Organism: Hippopotamus amphibius kiboko
Lineage: Eukaryota; Metazoa; Chordata; Mammalia; Artiodactyla; Hippopotamidae
Gene: ACTN4
Product: actinin alpha 4
Exons: 21
Coding region: 103-2838 (911 amino acids)
Biological process (GO): muscle cell development; actin cytoskeleton organization
Cellular component (GO): cortical actin cytoskeleton; cell junction; plasma membrane
Molecular function (GO): actin filament binding; calcium ion binding
Source: RefSeq, a predicted model, not a curated record
AGCUGGAGCGGCGGCGGCGGCGACGGCGGCGGCGGCGGCGGCGGCUCGGGCACAGGGGCGGGAGCAGAGGCGGGAGCGGACGGGCUCGGGAGAGGCGGCGGAAUGGUGGACUACCACGCGGCGAACCAGUCGUACCAGUACGGCCCCAGCAGCGGAAGCAAUGGCGCCGGUGGCGGGGGUACCGUGGGCGACUACAUGGCCCAGGAGGACGACUGGGACCGGGACCUGCUUCUGGACCCGGCCUGGGAGAAGCAGCAGCGCAAGACCUUCACAGCCUGGUGCAACUCCCACUUGCGGAAGGCCGGCACGCAGAUCGAGAACAUCGAUGAGGACUUCCGAGACGGGCUCAAGCUCAUGCUCCUCCUGGAGGUCAUCUCAGGGGAGCGGUUACCUAAGCCAGAGCGGGGCAAGAUGAGAGUACACAAAAUCAACAAUGUGAACAAGGCCCUGGAUUUCAUCGCCAGCAAAGGAGUCAAGCUGGUCUCCAUUGGGGCGGAAGAGAUUGUGGACGGCAACGCGAAGAUGACCCUGGGAAUGAUCUGGACCAUCAUCCUCAGGUUCGCCAUCCAGGACAUCUCUGUGGAAGAGACCUCUGCCAAGGAGGGGCUCCUCCUCUGGUGCCAGAGAAAGACGGCCCCGUACAAGAACGUCAACGUGCAGAACUUCCACAUCAGCUGGAAGGACGGUCUUGCCUUCAACGCCCUGAUCCACCGGCACAGACCAGAGCUGAUCGAGUAUGACAAGCUGAGAAAGGACGACCCCGUCACCAACCUGAACAAUGCCUUUGAAGUGGCUGAGAAAUACCUAGAUAUCCCCAAGAUGUUGGAUGCAGAGGAUAUUGUAGGCACUCUGAGGCCAGAUGAGAAAGCCAUCAUGACUUACGUGUCCUGCUUCUACCACGCUUUCUCAGGGGCUCAAAAGGCUGAGACCGCUGCCAACCGGAUCUGCAAGGUGCUGGCUGUCAACCAGGAGAAUGAACACCUGAUGGAAGAUUAUGAGAGGCUGGCCAGCGACCUCCUGGAGUGGAUCCGGCGCACCAUCCCCUGGUUGGAGGACCGCGUGCCCCAGAAGACCAUCCAGGAGAUGCAGCAGAAGCUGGAGGACUUUCGCGACUACCGACGUGUCCACAAGCCACCCAAGGUGCAGGAGAAGUGCCAGCUGGAGAUCAACUUCAACACACUGCAGACCAAGCUGCGCCUCAGCAACCGGCCCGCCUUCAUGCCCUCUGAGGGCAAGAUGGUCUCGGACAUCAACAACGGCUGGCAGCACCUGGAGCAGGCCGAGAAGGGCUACGAGGAGUGGCUGUUGAACGAGAUCCGCAGGCUGGAGCGGCUCGACCACCUGGCAGAGAAGUUCCGGCAGAAGGCCUCCAUCCAUGAGGCCUGGACCGAUGGGAAGGAGGCCAUGCUGAGGCAACGGGACUAUGAGACAGCCACCCUGUCGGACAUCAAAGCCCUCAUCCGCAAGCACGAGGCCUUCGAGAGUGACCUGGCCGCGCACCAGGACCGCGUGGAGCAGAUCGCUGCUAUCGCCCAGGAGCUCAACGAGCUGGAUUACUACGACUCCCACAACGUCAACACCCGCUGCCAGAAGAUCUGCGACCAAUGGGAUGCCCUUGGCUCUCUGACCCACAGUCGCAGGGAAGCCCUGGAGAAAACGGAGAAGCAGCUGGAGACCAUCGACCAGCUGCAUCUGGAGUACGCCAAGCGGGCAGCCCCCUUCAACAACUGGAUGGAGAGUGCCAUGGAGGACCUCCAGGACAUGUUCAUCGUCCACACCAUCGAGGAAAUCGAGGGCCUGAUCUCAGCCCACGACCAGUUCAAGUCGACGCUGCCAGAUGCCGACAGGGAACGGGAGGCCAUCCUGGCCAUCCACAAGGAGGCCCAGAGGAUUGCCGAGAGCAACCACAUCAAGCUGUCGGGAAGCAACCCCUACACCACCGUCACCCCUCAGAUCAUCAACUCCAAGUGGGAGAAGGUGCAGCAGCUGGUGCCCAAGCGGGACCACGCCCUCCUGGAGGAGCAGAGCAGACAGCAGUCCAACGAGCACCUCCGCCGCCAGUUUGCCAGCCAGGCCAACAUCGUGGGGCCCUGGAUCCAGACUAAGAUGGAGGAGAUUGGGCGCAUCUCCAUCGAGAUGAACGGGACUCUGGAGGACCAGCUGAGCCACCUGAAGCAGUACGAGCGCAGCAUCGUGGACUACAAGCCCAACCUGGACCUGCUGGAGCAGCAGCACCAGCUCAUCCAGGAGGCCCUCAUCUUCGACAACAAGCACACCAACUACACCAUGGAGCACAUCCGCGUGGGCUGGGAGCAGCUGCUCACCACCAUCGCCCGCACCAUCAACGAGGUGGAGAACCAGAUCCUCACCCGCGAUGCCAAGGGCAUCAGCCAGGAGCAGAUGCAGGAGUUCCGGGCGUCCUUCAAUCACUUCGACAAGGACCACGGCGGGGCGCUGGGGCCGGAGGAGUUCAAGGCCUGCCUCAUCAGCCUGGGCUACGACGUGGAGAAUGACCGGCAGGGCGAUGCCGAGUUCAACCGCAUCAUGAGCGUGGUUGACCCCAACCACAGCGGCCUCGUGACCUUCCAAGCCUUCAUCGACUUCAUGUCAAGGGAGACCACCGACACGGACACGGCUGACCAGGUCAUUGCCUCCUUCAAGGUCUUGGCCGGGGACAAGAACUUCAUCACCGCCGAGGAGCUGCGGAGAGAGCUGCCGCCCGACCAGGCCGAGUACUGCAUUGCGCGCAUGGCGCCCUACCAGGGCCCCGACGCCGUGCCUGGGGCCCUCGACUACAAGUCCUUCUCCACAGCCCUGUACGGCGAGAGCGACCUGUGAGGCCCCCACCCAGAGAAAUCCUGACCAAACGCCCCCUCCUCACAGCCUCCAGGAGGGGCUGGGGGAGCCCUCCCGCCCCCUCCGCGCUGCGAGGGCCCCCCCGGCCCCGCCCCUCUGACUCUGUAUCUAUGCAAAGCACUCUCUGUGGGUCCUUCCUGGGGGGGGGGCGGGGGGGCAGGGAGGGGCUGGGGCAGGCUCUCUCCUCUCUCUUUGUCGGUUGGCCGGGAGGGUCUCCCACUCCCCCUGGAUGGGGGUAAAGGGGGGCCUCCGGGGCCAGCGCUUCUGGUCUGGUAAAUAUACAUGAUGCGUUGUUU